Molecule: messenger RNA, 2657 nt
Organism: Notolabrus celidotus (New Zealand spotty)
Lineage: Eukaryota; Metazoa; Chordata; Actinopteri; Labriformes; Labridae
Product: bone morphogenetic protein 7-like
Exons: 7
Coding region: 469-1752 (427 amino acids)
Biological process (GO): SMAD protein signal transduction
Cellular component (GO): extracellular region
Molecular function (GO): growth factor activity; cytokine activity
Source: RefSeq, a predicted model, not a curated record
AACAAAAUGUGUGGUAUUUAAAAUGUGAGAGGAUAUGUAGAUGUUAAUAAUUGGAGUACAUUGAAUGGUGGUGGUCCGCAAACAUGUCCAGACAAAGGAAGCAUUGAUGGGGCACUUUGGUAAGAGAGAUCAACACCCCCUCAUCUUAUUAACAAGGUAGAGAGGUGCGCACAGUGAUUGGACGGUGAUCAACUCCAGCCGUACCUUUAUUGCCCCCCGCCCUUUUAUAUCUCCCAAUCUUUCCAGCAUUGGUUUAUCCCAUUCUGCACCCCUCCUGCCCCUCCCCUGACACAACGCCUCAAUAAAAUCCAUUCCCUCGUUGCCUUAAAGAGGAGCGCACGGCACCAGGACAGUGCGUAAAAGUAGUCGAUAGGAAAUUUGGACUGAUAAAGGAGAAGUGUUUAAAUCUUGCCACGAUAAGGGACAUCAUUCAGUUGUCUUUCAACUCGAGGAGCACUUUAUUCCAAAAUGCCGUCAUGCACCCUGGAGACGUUAACGAUCUUCUUGUGUUGGGGUUACUGCGUUGUGGCCUCACAGGUUUCUUUCUCCAACUUCUCCGUUGACAACGAGAUGCGCUCCAGUUUCAUCCAGCGGCGGCUGCGGAGUCAGGAGCGCAAGGAGAUGCAGCGGGAGAUCCUUGGGAUCAUGGGGCUGCCGCACCGUCCGCGGCCGCAUGUCUACACCAAACACAACGCUGCGCCGAUGUUCAUGUUGGACCUGUAUAAUACAAUCUCCACAGGCGUACACCUGCCCGGGUAUUCUUACUACAAGCACGCCUUACCGGCCCAGGUGUCCCCCAUCGUGACCCCGCAGGACAGCCGCUUCCUUGAUGACGCAGACAUGGUGAUGAGCUUCGCCAACCUGGUUGAUCAGGAUCCGGAUCUUCUACUCAACCAGCACAACAGGGAAUUCCGGUUUGAUCUUUCCCGUAUCCCAGAGGGAGAGGCCGUCACAGCAGCAGAGUUUAGGAUUUAUAAAGGUUUCAUCCAGGAACACUAUGAGAACCAGACCUUUCGAGUCAGUUUGUACCAGGUCCUUCAGGAACCUCCACACAGUGAAGUGGAGCUCCUUCUGCUAGACCAGCGAGAGGUGUGGGCUGCUGAGGAGGGAUGGCUCAUCUUUGACCUGACCACUACCAGUAACCUCUGGCUGUCGGACUCUGAACAGAACUUGGGCCUGCAACUUGUCGUGGAAGACAGCCAUGGCCAGAGGAGGAUUCCUCGGCUGGCAGGUCUGGUGACAAGCAGUGGGCCUCAUGAGAGGCAGCCCUUUAUGGUUGCUUUCCUCAGAGCAGAUGAGGUGCGUCUACGAAGCAUCCGCUCCGCCUAUGGCCACAAAGGACGCCACUCCAACCGCUCCAAACCCCAGAGGACUGUACAAGAUGCACUAAAGGCAGUGGAGGCUGCAACAGUUUCAGAUAGCCUUGGCAUCUCUAAAGAGGGAUGUAAAAAGCAUGAGCUGUAUGUCAGCUUCAGAGAUUUAGGAUGGCAGGAUUGGAUCAUUGCGCCAGAAGGUUAUGCAGCAUACUACUGCGAGGGAGAAUGUGCCUUCCCUCUCAACUCCUACAUGAAUGCCACAAAUCAUGCUAUUGUGCAAACUUUGGUGCACUUCAUCAACCCAGAGACAGUACCAAAGCCCUGCUGUGCCCCCACCCAGCUCCAUGGCAUCUCAGUGCUCUACUUUGACGACAGCUCCAACGUCAUCCUCAAGAAGUACCGUAACAUGGUGGUCAGAUCCUGCGGAUGUCAUUGAUAAUUCAUACUCCCUCCUGUGAGCUCUUUAAAUCUGGAUGGAUCCGUAAUGAAAGACGAAGUGAAGGAACAGGAGACAAGAGAUGAUUGACUGGCUGGUCCUCAGGGAGCACCAAGCUUUAAUCUGGUGUACUAUUCAGCUUCCCACGCAGCAUUAACUACUACCAUGAACCAAUUGGAGCUAUUUGUCACAGAGAGAGGUUGGACAAAGGGUUUCUUUGUUUUCCUUCAACUGUGACUUGCAGAAGUGUGCUGCAAGGACUCUGAGCAUUGUGGAGACUUUGAAUUAUGUGUAAUUUAAUUCUAGAAACAGAAAGCAAAAACAUGUUGUCUAAUGAGGGACACAGAUCUACCUGUAUUUCAAUUCUUUUCAGACCAUCAGGUAACACCUGCAUGGAAAUGUGCAUUGGGAAACUCAUUUCACAGCUCAUAAAACUUGAAAGCACCAUCUGCCUGUUGAACCACUGCGCCUUGUCUUUUGGAACAGCUGGAUGAACUUUUCUCCUAAAGAGGACAGAAAACACAUUCUCGACCAAACUUUACCGUUGUUGAGCUGUUUUUUCAGCAGGUGUAAGACAUCUGGCAGCUCAUGGCUGUGCUGCUGAUGUACAGGAGCUCAGUGAUGAUUGACAGCAGAGACUGUUAAUAACAGUGUGUGGGUCUGGAGAGCCGCCUGUUGGACCUGGUUUCCCCGAUAGAGACAUACAUCACCGGGGCUGUGAAAGUAAUAUAGUCUGCAAGAUCUCAGUGAUUCAUCCUAUGAGGCAAACAGCAGGGUGUUCACCAUCACCCUAGACUGCAGCUGCGCGAGGUGUCAGAGCAGAGCUGCAGGUGGGCAAAAAGAAACUGCAUCUUUUAUUGUGUCAGAUUAUAGGAGUCGAAUAAAUGGAAGCUGUCGAACAAGAA